Molecule: messenger RNA, 1326 nt
Organism: Acinonyx jubatus (cheetah)
Lineage: Eukaryota; Metazoa; Chordata; Mammalia; Carnivora; Felidae
Gene: MZB1
Product: marginal zone B and B1 cell specific protein
Exons: 4
Coding region: 509-1105 (198 amino acids)
Biological process (GO): regulation of B cell proliferation
Cellular component (GO): extracellular region; endoplasmic reticulum chaperone complex
Source: RefSeq, a predicted model, not a curated record
CCCAGGGAGGGAGCCCUAGGCUGGCAGCCAUGCCUAUGACCUAAUUCCUCCUGGUGGCUGAGUGACCAGUGGCUUUGGGGUCAAUCAGGUUUGGAUUCCAGUUUCAGUAUGGCCCUUGUAGCUGUAUGGUCUUGGAUUUGUCACUUCUCUCUGAGCCUUCAUGUGCUCAUAAAAAUAACACUAACCAAGUACCUCUUCCCCCAAGGUACUCAGGACAGUGCCCACUGAGUUGCCAGAUCCCAGGACAUGGGAGGUAUCAGCUCCCAUGUGUUCUUGCCCACGCUCAGUCCCCCUCCUUACAUCAUUGUUCCCUAUCUGUGAAAUGGAGUUGAGUUGGCUGAAGCAAGGAUCCCACUAGAGGAGGUGCACACGUGGCAUCUUCAGGGCCCUGGGGGAAGGGAGAGAGUGGGAGGGGUGAGGUGUUGGUUCCCCAUUGGUUGGGUCAGGAGUUCCGGGGCGGCCCCCACUGCACACAUACACAUGCACACCUGCACCCCAACCACAGCCCAUGCUCACUGAGCCAGCUCCACAAACCAUGAGGCUGUCACUGACACUGACACUGCUGCUGCUGGGAGCCUGGGGCAUCCCAGGGGGCCUUGGAGACAGGCCUCCACUCACAGCCACUGCCCCGCAGCUGGACGAUGAGGAGAAGUACUCAGCUCAUAUGCCUGCUCACCUGCGCUGUGAUGCCUGCAGGGCGGUGGCCUACCAGAUGUGGCAACAUUUGGCAAAGGCAGAGGCCAAGCUUCACACCCGGGACUCAGGAGGGCAGCAGGAGCUGAGUGAAUCAGUAUACACAGACAUCCUGGACCGGAGCUGCUCCCAGACCUGGCAGGGCUACGGGGUCCGAGAAGUGAACCAGGUGAAACGUCUCACGGGCCCAGGACUCAGCAAGGGGCCAGAGCCAAACAUCAGCGUGAUGAUCACAGGGGGCCCCUGGCCCACCAGGCUCUCCAUGACAUGUUUGCACUACCUGGGGGAGUUUGGAGAAGACCAGAUCUACGAAGCCCACCAACAAGGCCGAGAGGCUCUGGAGGCGUUGCUGUGUGGAGGCCCCCAGGGGGCCUGCUCAGAGGAGGCACCUGUCACGAAGACAGAGCUCUAGUCCAACUGCUCCUUCCCCUUCCUGGUCAGCCCCUGAAGGGAGCUGGGCUUCCUCUGGAUCUGUCCUACUCCUUUGUGCAGGCUGCCUGGAGGGCAGGGAGGCCAUGCUUUUCUGUGCUGCCAUGGCCACCACCCCCCUCCUCAGGCUUUAGAACACUGGGGCCUCGUGUGUGUGAGGCGAGGCCUUCCCUUCUGGACUCAAAUAAAACCCAGUGACCUCCA